This is a messenger RNA of Durio zibethinus, 2183 nucleotides long. Lineage: Eukaryota; Viridiplantae; Streptophyta; Magnoliopsida; Malvales; Malvaceae. The record is from RefSeq and is a predicted model, not a curated record.
UCAUCCAAAUUAAACAUGGGUCACCAUUCUUGCUGCAAUCAACAAAAGGUCAAGAGAGGCCUUUGGUCCCCUGAGGAAGAUGAAAAGCUCAUUCGAUACAUUAACACUCAUGGCUAUGGGUGUUGGAGUGAAGUCCCAGAGAAAGCUGGUCUUCAGAGAUGUGGGAAAAGUUGUCGUUUGAGAUGGAUUAAUUAUUUGAGGCCUGAUAUUAGAAGAGGCAGGUUUACUUCUGAGGAAGAGAAGUUGAUUAUUAGCCUUCACGGGGUUGUAGGAAACAGAUGGGCUCACAUUGCAAGUCACUUGCCUGGAAGGACAGACAAUGAGAUAAAGAACUACUGGAAUUCAUGGAUCAAGAAGAAGAUACGAAAACCUUCAGCACCUCCAACUAACACUGCUUCCAGUACUGAUCAGCAUUCCCAGAUAAAUUAUGCUUCAAACCAACUAGAGUUAGUAAAUCAGGACUUGACGACAAGGGCAGUGCCUGCUCAAGAAACCCUAUUUUCUUCUUCAGCCCCAUUAUUUAUGUUUGACACAACUCCACUUGAUGGGAUUCAAGAUGCUAAUGUAAGAGGAGAGCUUUUUCAUGAAUCAGCUAAUUUAAACACCGAGACUUGGAAUCUCAAUCAGCAUCAAGUUCAAGUAUUUCCUCCUUCAACUUCUUUCACAACCAGUAUGGAUAUAAAUAAUUAUUUGCCACCAUUGGUAGAGAACAUGGAAAACAUGGUGCCUGUUGAAGUCCAAUCUUGUAGCAUUGAAGAGGAAGGAGAAAUAACACUUGAGUGCUUGCAGAGACAGCAGCAGGAGUUUAAUGAAUGGGUUGAAUCCCAGCAGUGCUCAAACUUUCUGCUCUGGGACAAUAUUGAAGGACAACUUGGUGGGGAAGCAAUAGAACCAACUUCAUCAAAUAUGGGAACUACACUAUCUUCAUUCCCGUUUUUGAAAAAGCAGUUUGCUUUUCUUUUCCUUUCUGCUUUUUGUAACUUUAUUGGUCAUGAGCUUGUGAAAUUUCUAACCAAUGUGCAUUGGGAGGGAAACUACAAUUACUUCUUAAUUAAGAUUGUUUUGAUGUUUUCUCUAACUCUACAGUCUACAUUAAACAUUGAAACUGCAGACUUGCUUAAGCAGAAACGUUUAUCCUUGUUUGAAGUUAUAGCUGAAGUUGUUAUAGCUAGGCCUGAAGCCAAGACAUAUCAUCAUUUAAAUAAGCGAUCGAAAAUUCCACAAGUUUUAUUGCCACAAACUCGGUUAAAUGUCAACCUGAAGAACUUUUCCACAUCACUGUAUGUGACGUACAUAUAUGUCUAUCCAAAAGUGAUUGGGCUGUAUAAGACUAUCUUCGCUGCUGCAUCUUUUCUCAUUGCAGCCAUGGUAACUUUCUCUCUUUCUCUAUCUCUUUGUUUGAUUAUUCCAGAAAAGAAUCGCCGCGAGAUCUCCAAGUACCUCUUCCAAGAGGGUGUUUGCUAUGCAAAGAAAGAUUACAACAUGGCAAAGCACCCAGAAAUCGAUGUUCCAAAUCUUCAAGUAAUAAAGCUGAUGCAAAGCUUCAAAUCAAAGGAAUACGUGCGUGAAACUUUUGCUUGGAUGCAUUAUUAUUGGUACCUUACCAAUGAUGGCAUUGAGUUCCUGAGGACUUACCUUAAUCUUCCAUCUGAGAUUGUUCCUGCUACUUUGAAGAAACAAACUAAGCCUGCUGGUCGUCCCAUGGGUCCUCCUGGUGACCGCCCACGUGGUCCACCACGCUUUGAUGGUGAGAGGAGAUUUGGUGACAGAGAUGGCUACCGUGGAGGUCCACGAGGAGGGGGUGAUUUUGGUGACAAGGGAGGAGCUCCUGCUGAUUAUCAGCCUUCAUUCAGGGGCCCUGGUUCAAGGCCUGCCUUUGGUCGUGGAGGUGGUGGUUAUGGUGCUGGCCCUGCAGGCGGUGCAGCUCUACCUUGAAAGGAUACUUUUUGUUGACAGAUGGUUGUCACUUUAGCUUUAUUGGCACUUGAAGUUAAUAGAAGUACCUGUCUAAUGCCUCGGUGUUUGAUAAUUUUAGUUGUUUGGUGCAUAUAAAAUAUCGCUUCUCCUUGCUUCAUUUAUUUGGAAUUUAGAACAAUGUUUUCUUAGAUCUGAUCAGUAUGCACAUUUUAUUGUUGCGAUAAGUGCUUGAGAUAUCUAUAUAUCGUUUUCUUCUUUUUGGUUUC